AUGCAGGCCCCCAUUGAGCAUCGCUGGCAGCCCUAUGAUGAUAACGGUGGCACGUGCCUCGGAGUUGCAGGCGACGACUACGCCGUGCUUGCAGCGGACACGCGCCUGAGCACGGGCUACCGCAUCCACUCGCGGCACUGCAGCAAGGCCACGCAGCUGACCAGCAAGUGCGUCAUCUCCUCCUGCGGCAUGAAGGCCGACGCCAUCACGCUGCACCGCCUGCUCCGGGCGCGCAUCGUCAUGUACGAGCACCAGCACCGCCGGCCGCCGAGCGUGACCGCGAUCGCGCAGCUGCUGUCGACCAUGCUGUACGGCAAGCGCUUCUUCCCGUAUUACACCUUCAACGUCUUGGUGGGCAUCGACGACGAGGGUAAGGGGGCCGUCUACCAUUACGACGCCAUCGGCAGCUUCGAGCGCGUGCCCUACACAACCUCGGGCAGCGGCAGCUCCCUGGUGAUGAGCGUCCUGGACGCACAGAUCCAAAAGGGCAAUCAGACCAUCGAGACGCCAGUCCUUACCAAGGACAAGAUCGUCGAUUUGUCGAUGGACGUGCUGUCGUCCGUGGGGGAGCGCGAUAUCCACACUGGAGACGCAGGCGAGAUCUUCGUCAUCGAUGCUGCGGGCGUUCACAAGACGAAGUUCGAGCUCAAGCUCGACUGA
Messenger RNA from Prorocentrum cordatum, 660 nucleotides. The record is from the annotation of a GenBank genome assembly. Lineage: Eukaryota; Dinophyceae; Prorocentrales; Prorocentraceae.